This is a messenger RNA of Magnolia sinica, 636 nucleotides long. RefSeq names its product histone H3.2. The transcript has a single exon. Gene Ontology annotation, cellular component: nucleosome. Gene Ontology annotation, molecular function: protein heterodimerization activity; DNA binding; structural constituent of chromatin. Bases 96 to 506 code for a protein of 136 amino acids. Lineage: Eukaryota; Viridiplantae; Streptophyta; Magnoliopsida; Magnoliales; Magnoliaceae. The record is from RefSeq and is a predicted model, not a curated record.
ACCCUCGAAAUCCCAUUCCUCCAUUCCACAUCAAGCCCACGAGCUCAUCCUCCAUUUCUAAAUUCAAAUCAAGGUUGUAGAUCAGAUCAAGAUCAAUGGCCCGCACGAAGCAGACUGCUAGGAAAUCGACGGGAGGGAAGGCGCCGCGCAAGCAGCUGGCGACCAAGGCGGCCAGGAAAUCCGCCCCGGCGACGGGAGGGGUGAAGAAGCCGCACAGGUUCAGGCCUGGGACGGUGGCGCUGAGGGAGAUUAGGAAGUACCAGAAGAGCACGGAGCUGCUGAUAAGGAAGCUGCCGUUCCAGAGGCUGGUGAGGGAAAUUGCUCAGGACUUCAAGACCGAUCUCCGGUUCCAGAGCAGUGCUGUGGCUGCUCUCCAGGAAGCGUCUGAAGCUUAUCUGGUGGGUCUUUUCGAGGACACCAAUCUCUGCGCUAUCCAUGCCAAGAGGGUUACCAUCAUGCCCAAGGACAUCCAGCUCGCUCGUCGGAUCCGUGGUGAGAGGGCUUAGAUCUCUCUCUAUCUCCACCGUAUGUUUUAGGGUUUUCUUUUUCGGUUUCUGUUUUCAGAUGCGGAUGUAAAUGCCUUUCUUGCUUUUUAGAUGAUUGCAAUUGGAAUGGGAAAUGUAUGUGCUUGGUUUU